Messenger RNA from Culicoides brevitarsis, 1459 nucleotides. RefSeq names its product cytochrome P450 4d2-like. Lineage: Eukaryota; Metazoa; Arthropoda; Insecta; Diptera; Ceratopogonidae. The coding region runs from base 11 to 1459 and encodes 482 amino acids. The transcript has 5 exons. The record is from RefSeq and is a predicted model, not a curated record. Gene Ontology annotation, molecular function: oxidoreductase activity, acting on paired donors, with incorporation or reduction of molecular oxygen; heme binding; monooxygenase activity.
UCAACAAAAAAUGCUCUCAUACGUUCUUGCAAUUUGUUUUGUCGCCUAUUUUAUAGUCUCAUACAAACGACUUCAAUCUCUCAAGAUAAUUCUCAAAGGGAUUCCAAGUUGCCCGACAUUUCCGAUUGUUGGAAGUGCCCUUGGCAUGUACUGCCGAGAUGGCAGAGACAUCUUCAACAAAGUGAACAAUCAAUUUAAGAAGCAUGGAGGGAAAUUUUAUGGUCUCCUUGGAAAUCACUUAUACGUCUUUAUGUCGGAACAGAAAGACAUCAAGGCUAUUUUGACGAAUAAAAAUAUGCUGGAUCGCCCUUAUGAAUAUCAAUACCUUAAACCGUGGCUUGGAGACAGUAUUUUCAUAGCAGAUGGUGAUAAAUGGAAGCUAAAAAUGAAGCAAUAUUAUCCGUUUUUAAAUAUGAAAUUUGUGGAAAACAGUGUACCCGUGUUUGAGUAUCACAGUAAAAAUAUUGUUAAAGCCAUGCAAAAUAAUAUGGAAGUCGAUUUUAAUAUUUACCACAAUAUUGAGUCAUUUGCCAUGGAUGUAAUUAACGAACUUACUCUUGGAAAUCGGAAUAAUUCACACGAAAAUCCAACAAAUUUCCAGCAUAAUGUGAACAAAAAUGUAAAUAUUACUAUGUCGCGGUUGGUACAUCCAAUCUACAGAAACUAUUUUCUUUUUUCGUUCACACAAAAAUUUAAAGAAAGUCAACGAAUGACAAAAGAGUGUCGGGUCUAUAUCCAAGAGUCAAUUGAAAGAACGAAGAAAAAGGGAUCAAUACCGUUAGAAGAACAUAAAAUUUUCGUCGAUCAUUUAUACAGUGUUAGUCAAGCCAGUCUGCCAAUGAAUGAUGAACAGAUGCAAGAUGACUUACUUUCUUUCAUUUUUGCUGGACUCGACACUAUGACUUCUGCACUCACUUUCCUCAUCUACUGCUUGGCCAAAUACCCAGAAGUUCAGGAAAAAGUUUAUCAAGAAAUCAAGGAAAAUAUAAAUCCAAAAGAGGCACUUACCAUUCAUUCAUUGAACACACUGAGAUACACAAAUUUAGUGAUACGAGAAGUUUUGAGAAUGUAUCCUCCUGGCUUUGCAGUUUUUCGUACAAAUCCAGAAGCUUUGGUGCUAAAUGGAUAUACCUAUCCUGUCAACACAACGUUCGUUCUAAGCUUCUAUAAUGCACAUCAUAGUUCCGAAAACUAUCCAGAUCCCGAAAAAUUCUUGCCAGAAAGACAUGACGUUACAAAAAGCGUUGAAAAUGACAAUAUUUUUAACUUUUUUGCAUUUGCACCAGGCGUUCGCUCAUGUCGAGGUAACAAAAUUGCGGAAUAUGAGAUGAAAACAUUCAUUGUAAAAAUGUUGACUUCGUACAAAAUUGUUUUGAAAGAAGGAUUUGAACCAGAACUUUCUUGGGAUAUUGUCAUUAAGCCGUUCAAUGGCAUGUGGGUUAAAUUACUGUCGCGCUGA